Messenger RNA from Nanorana parkeri, 665 nucleotides. Its product is annotated as kinesin-like protein KIF6. Bases 1 to 612 code for a protein of 203 amino acids. The transcript has 8 exons. The record is from RefSeq and is a predicted model, not a curated record. NCBI's taxonomy places the organism in Eukaryota, Metazoa, Chordata, Amphibia, Anura, Dicroglossidae.
AUGAUAUGCGGAGGGAAAGGACCGUGCUCCAGACUCCUGUUCUGUGAUUAUGGUUUCCCGUUUGUGUUUCCUGCAGAUCACCUGAAGGGAGAAGUGGAGAAGAGAAGGAUGCAGAGAGCAGCACUAGGUGUUUCCAGCUCCUCAGAUGAACUGAACGAGUAUGACCCGACAGAGGAUGAACUGCGAGGUCAGAUGGAAGAUGAAAAAAAGAGGUACAAAACUCUCUUCAAUCGCCUGAAGAGCCUAAAGACGGAAAUUGAACACUUGCAGCUUCUCCUAGAAAAGGCGAAAGUCAAACUUCUGAAAGACUUUGAGGACUGGUGGUCCGAGGAGGCCUCAGACUUACAGAACCAGACGGAACUAAAAUCGAGGAGCACCGCGCCAUCUACCCGGUCUCUUUCUUCCAGUGCUUCAGACAACAUAGAGUCUGUAGCCAGCAGCACAGCAAGCAGUGUGCAGCGCCCAGCAUCCAGCCACAGACCUUCCAGAGCUUCUCGGUCCACAAGCACUCCAAUCCCGCUCACAGGUGACAGCCAGACAGACGCCGACAUCCUGGCAUUUGUGAGAGCGCGGCAGAAUCUCCUGCAGAGGAAAGGCUCCGCCCACCAGUGACGGAUAGAAGCCGCGCCAACACGUGUUCAGAUGGACUGUCAAUACCAGCUCUC